UGCGCCCCUUCUCCUCCUCUCCCUGAAAACCAAGAAACCCCUCCCAAACUCCAAAACUCCCGCGCUUCCCAAAAGCCUCCUUCCCUCUCUCCGUCUCUCGCUAUAUAUCAAUCGCUGCUCCGCGUAGACACGACGCCCAAGCAAACCCUUCUCUCCUUGUUUUCCUCUUUCCCGCUCUCGAUCGCCCGACCAUGCCUGCCAUGAUGCCACCAUCUGCUGCUGCUCGAGUUGCAGCCGUCGGCGAAGAGGAGUACGAGCCUUUGCUGGCAGAGAAUCCGGAUCGGUUCUGCAUGUUCCCCAUCACUUACCCUUCCAUCUGGGAGUUCUACAAGAAGGCGGUGGCCUCCUUCUGGACGGCGGAGGAGGUGGAUCUGUCUCCGGACGUACCCCAUUGGCAGCAUCGCCUCUCCCACGACGAGCGCCACUUCAUCUCCCACGUUCUUGCCUUCUUCGCCGCCUCAGACGGCAUCGUCCUUGAGAACCUCGCCGCCCGGUUCAUGCGCGACGUCCAGCUCCCCGAGGCUCGCGCCUUCUACGGCUUCCAGAUCGCCAUCGAGAACAUCCACUCUGAGAUGUACUCCCUCCUCCUCGACACCUACAUCAAGGACCCUGACGAGAAGACCCGUCUCUUCCGAGCCAUCGAGACGGUCCCCUCUGUCGCCCGAAAGGCCGACUGGGCCCUGCGCUGGAUUGAAUCUUCCGGCUCGUUUGCCGAGCGAAUUGUCGCCUUCGCCUGUGUCGAGGGAAUCUUCUUCUCUGGCUCCUUCUGCGCUAUCUUUUGGCUCAAGAAGCGCGGCCUCAUGCCGGGGCUCACCUUCUCGAACGAGCUUAUCUCCCGUGACGAGGGCCUUCAUUGCGACUUCGCCUGCCUCCUCUACAGCCUCCUCCGCAACAAGCUGUCGGAGGACCGUGUCCGGGCCAUCGUUGCCGACGCUGUCGACAUCGAGCGGGAGUUUGUUUGUGACGCCCUUCCCGUAGCCCUCGUCGGGAUGAACGGCGACCUUAUGAGCCAGUACAUAGAGUUUGUGGCCGACCGCCUGCUUGAGUCACUGGGUCACGGUAAGAUGUUUGGGGUGGUCAACCCCUUCGACUGGAUGGAGCUCAUCUCGCUGCAGGGGAAGACGAACUUCUUCGAAAAGAGGGUUGGAGAUUACCAGAAGGCCUCAGUGAUGUCCAGCUUGAAUGGAAACGGAGACAUCCAUGUGUUCAAGCUGGAUGAAGAUUUCUGAAGAUGUAUCGUCGUCUCGGUGGUUCGACUCUUCUCCUCUUGCAAACUUUCUGAUCUUUUUAGAUUUAAUGUGUUUGAUUUGAAAUGUUUGCAUGCUAGUUAUUGUAUAUAUAAAGAAUGAACAGCUUCUUCUACUAAUGGGUGCGGUUUAAUCUUUACUGAAUGGCAUAUGUUU
Messenger RNA from Musa acuminata subsp. malaccensis (wild Malaysian banana), 1403 nucleotides. RefSeq names its product ribonucleoside-diphosphate reductase small chain-like. Gene Ontology annotation, biological process: deoxyribonucleotide biosynthetic process. Gene Ontology annotation, molecular function: oxidoreductase activity. NCBI's taxonomy places the organism in Eukaryota, Viridiplantae, Streptophyta, Magnoliopsida, Zingiberales, Musaceae. The record is from RefSeq and is a predicted model, not a curated record.